Homalodisca vitripennis (glassy-winged sharpshooter) is the source of this 1095-nucleotide messenger RNA. RefSeq lists its product as uncharacterized. The record is from RefSeq and is a predicted model, not a curated record. Gene Ontology annotation, cellular component: membrane; dendrite; neuronal cell body. The transcript has 4 exons. Gene Ontology annotation, biological process: sensory perception of taste. Lineage: Eukaryota; Metazoa; Arthropoda; Insecta; Hemiptera; Cicadellidae. The coding region runs from base 1 to 1095 and encodes 364 amino acids.
AUGAAGUAUAUCCCAAGUUAUAUCCUUUGGGGUUGGCGUGCAUUUGGAGGUCUGCCACUGAAAAUUACUUCGGGGCCUAAAGCUCACAAGGAACUGACAUUUUCUAUAACUGGCUUCAUAUGGAGUUUAGUAUUCUUCAUACUACAAGAAGCUCUCUCUUUUAUCGGUAUGUAUAUAACUAUCACGAGGGGAAGAUUCGGUAAUGAAAAGAAUAGACCCAUGCAAUUCUCAAUGAUUCUGGACUUGGUGGCUCUGCAAAUUAUGGCAGCUUCCACGUUCUUCAGCGGCACAUGGAAGUACUCGAGGAUAGUUGACGUCUUUGGCAAACUGGACCGAAUCUAUCGAGACCUUCAGUACAAGAACAGAGAGGUCAAGAUCCAAGUGAAUGUCACAGUAGUCUCCAUCGUCAGAACUUUCCUUUUUAUAAUCAACUACGUAAAGCUCAUGAUGAACGAUACACAAGUUCUCAUUGUAGUGAGUUAUGCAACCUUCCUAUUCCUGGAAUGCACCCUACUUGCCUUUCUCUUCCACUUUACCCACGUCACUCAAAGUAUCACCUUUGCAUUCAAGAUGGUGACUGACAAGAUGAGAGAACAGGUUAUCUCCAGCAUAAUUGAACCAACGGUGAUAGACCGCAGCCUGGCUGAUGUUGCCAUCUUUCGUACAACAAGUAGUACUGUCUCAAAAAUACAGCAAAUUAAGGCUCUGAUGAACACCUACUGGAUGCUGUGUGACGUCGUACACAAGGCUAAUGAUUUCUACUGCGAUCAGCUGAUGGCCGUUAUGCUCUCAUUAUUUGUUCACGUCACUGUCACGUCCUACUUCUUCUUCUUGCACGUCAGAUCUGGUAACGUGUUGGACAUGACUAUGGAUGCAAUCUGGGUCCUGGUUCUCAUCUGCUAUGCGAUUCUGGUUGUGAACUCAAGCACUGAAGUCACGAACUGGCUGAAUGAGUUCUUGCUGCAGUCGCCUCACCACAACGCAAGAUUCUCUGCUCGUGGCUUUUUCAAGAUCCACAACGAAACACUAAUAUCAAUGGCUGGAGCGGCCACGAAUAACCUGGUGGUACUGAUCCAGUUCCAGACCGAGAAGUAA